GGGAGGGUCUUGGCCAGGCAAGGUGCAAUGAGGCUAAAUUGUGUCAGAUGAGUGAGAGAGAGAGAGAACAGUUCAGUAAAACUCCAUCUUUAGAGAACUGGGUUUGCAGCAAAGUUGGACUCACUAGCUUUUUUUUUCUCACACUGUCGCCCCAUGUGCUUGGCUCUUGAGAUCUAUGGAUGCGACAGGUAGCCAUCGUCUCAUCACCUCUCCUCGCAUGGCACACGAUGGAGGGUCACUCCGGGUGGCUUCGCCGACUGUCUAUGCCUCGCUGGCUCAACUUGCUGGCGCCGCAGUGGGUUCGCGUGUCACCCUGCCAGUGCCGAGGCCAAGUUCUCCUCAUGCUAGUCCCAGGGGCCGGGUGGUGGUUAGCCCUGUACGAGGGCAGCUGGUGAGAGCGCACAGCCCUCAUUGGGUGCUGAGCCAACCUUCAAUGGCCAGUAUUGCCACAAGUGCUUUGAACAGUGGACGGUGUGGCCAACCUGCCCCGGUGGCAGGUGGCUUCGCGCCGCAAGUGCGGGUCAGCCCGGUGAGAUGGGUCGCAUCUCCCCGGACGUCACCUGUGCGAUGUGCCGCCGCACCAAAUCCAACCGGAACGAUCCUUCCGACCGUUGCGAGUCUACCAUCUCAGAUACUUCGCUCAACAGGCGUGCCCAGAGCACCUUCUCCUGUGAGUCCUGUCAGGGCAGCGGCCAUGCAGCAGAUGUAUGCACCCUUGGCCCGCAGAUCCCCACGCCACUCCCGAGCACAAGCACCACAAGCAGCUCCGCAGCCUCAAGCCGCUCAAGCCCAAGCGUUGCAAGCUGCCCCAGCUGUGCCAGCCGCUCCAGUUCCAGCCACAGCUCCGGCAACAGCUUCCACCGCACCAGCAUCGGCCGCUCCAGCUGUUUCGGCUCCACCUGCAGCCCCUUCACUUGCUCCCGUGUCAGCAGCUCCAGCUGCAGCCGCGCCUCCUGCAAUUUUUGUGGCACGCUGGCACCCACAAGUCUCAAUGCCGUUAGUUUCUCAGCCCAUUCUGAUGAUGGACAGGCGAUCCCCGUCACCGUUCACGAGGCUGAGUUAUCAGAUCUCGCGCAAUGCAAGUCCUGCACGACCAGCUGUGGCAAGUCCUCCCAAACAAGCUGCAGCUGGCACUCCCCAACAGGCUACCAUGCACAUGACACAGUCACAGCCCGGCGAUUCGCCCAUCUCCACGGCUACUGUUCUGCCAGUACCAUUGUCCACACCUGCUUUGAGUGACCGAACUACGAGCCCGGUGCCUGUGACGUAUCAGUUCAGACAGGGUGGCCAGCCUGUGGUGUUUGGUGGCCACGAAAGAGUUCGACCGCUCAAGGGUGACAAAUUGGCCGAAACAGCGCGGGCUUCCCUUUGGACCUAUCAGAAAGACACAUUCUUGAGCCAAAGCAUGGCUAAUCCUCAAACCGCUGUAGCCCAAGUAGAGGACAGUCCUCUGCCAGAUCCACUACUCACUGCACACGGCUCUCCGUGUGCAAUGGCGCGUACACCAGACCCACCAUCAUCACGGAAGCUGAGCUCAGUCCUGGAAUCUCAACCAAGCUUGGCUUCGACUUUUCUGGGCCGUGACAGCCCGCCGCAGUACACCUCGGCAAAGCUGCUUCGAACCUCUUCCAGCAAGCGCUCCCGAGGCAUGUCACCUGGCCCACCCUGUGUGGUGCGGCCACCUAGUCCCAAAGAUCCGAGUCACAAAUCAGUAAAUCAGCACGUUCUGCAAGACUUGCAAGCUGGCGGUGCAAAAGCAGGGGCGGCUAACGUUGUACUAGCACUGUUUGAGCUAUUUUGCACUGCCCUUGCAGACGCGACCAUCAUUGAGCAAGUCUGUGGACAGCUGACCAGCCAGAAGGGCAAGGACGAGUUGCGUUGGGAUGAUUUAGUUGUCCUGCGUCCAUUGCAGACGCUAGCGCAAAGAAUUGCAUCUUUGCUGCCUGGCUCCGGGCAACUGAAGGAUGAAGCGUUUUGGCAAAUUCUUGGAAAUGAAGAGGCCUACAUGCCAUGGUGGAAGGCGCUGAUGGCGCGCUAUGGCCUUCAUUGCUCCGGGGAUUCGCUGGCGAAUCUCCAGCUGCUGGAUUUGAUCACAUUGGCCUGUCGCCUUCUUCGGGACUCCUUCGCUCCAGACUCCUAUCUCAGAAACCUUCGCACGGUUCGACUGGGGGCACAUCGUCUUGGAGAACGUUACGAAGACUUUCAGCUCCUCUCUUCCCAUCGCCUGGGACGGAGCUACCGCUGCCGGGGCCGACUCAGCUUCGAGGAUCGUUUGUGCUCUCAAUUUCGGAAAGACCGAUUCGCCUGCCCAUCAGACCAGGUCCGCUCUGAGGCUGAAACGCUGCGCUCAAUGCAGCAUCCCAAUUUGCAUCGUGUGGUGGAGAGCUUUGAGGACUUCAACAGCAUUUACAUCAUCUCUGAGUUGGUAGACAGCAUCCGCUUGCUCGCUUUUGUGCGGAGCCGCUUUGACUCCCACAUCGAGAUGGCUGAGGGUUGGCUCUCACAGGUGCUGCGACAAGUAUUGGAGGCACUUAGCUUUUGCCACCAGCUGACGCCGCGAUGCGUGGUGCAUGGCGACCUGGGAAUGGAUAGCAUUGGCCUCGCCUCCAUUUCAGAUCCAGCAACAUCGCCACACGUCAUCAUUUCAGAUUUGGCAUUGGCAGGAUUUCUGCGACCACCUGGUAACAAGGUCACGCCGCCACAGCGUGAGGAGACCUCAUUUUGGCGAUUUUUUCCAAGCGACUACCUGGCUGACUUGGAGUGUUGCAGCCCCAAGCAGGAUGUGUGGGCUUGUGGUUGUUUGCUGUAUAUUCUCCUCAGCGGUUACAUGCCAAUCAGUACUAAUGACAUCUCCUUCGGCGGGCCUUUUCAACCUCCCGCCAAAGCAGUGGUUUAUGACAUAGAAUGGUCAAACUUGCGGCAUGCUUCCGCUCAAGCAGAAGCAUUGUGUUCGCGAAUGCUUGAAAGCAAUCCCGCCCAACGUCCAACAGCAGAGGAGUGCUUGUGCUAUCCGUGGUUGCAGCCUGGAGCUGCCGCGUUCUUGAAUCACAAGGUGCCUUUAUCUGUCUUGGACCGUCUGGUGAAGUAUGACAGCCGGAUUUGGGGAAGCAAGGAGCUGGUGAGCCAGGUGAUGAAUGAGCUCAGUUCCAAGUCAGUCUCUUCAGCAAGCAGGGUGUUUGCGGAGGCAACGUUGCCUGAGCACUUUGAUGGCACCUUGGACUCUAUAGACAAGGUUGCAAUGACGCCCGUGGGAGGGGUGGCGCCUCUUCUCCAGCUGGGUCUCUCUGUACAAAGUGUUGAGAAGAUCAUGCAGGUGUUUGAUGUAGAUGGACAGGGCACAGUCGCGCAUGGCUACUUCAUCCGGCGCUGCAUGGAGCUGGCUGAAGAUCAUGUGGACCGUGCUUUGUGGCACAUUUUCAUUGCCGCCAAAGAGGACCACCGUGGAGUGCUGGGCGCCGCCAAGCUGGAGCAGGUCCUUGAUAGUGGCGCUAUGAAGAGCCAAGGAUGCCAGGACAGCGACAUGGAAGGUGCAGAAGAGGGAGGGGAACGGGCUGAAAGCGGUUGGAAUGGUCUCCAUGUUUGGAUUUGUCCUUUGAGUUUCGUCCAAGGCAGUGCCCCACAAUACAUUAGAGCUGCUAUGGACCCUGAGCUGACUGCGAGUGAGGCUGUUCGACAAAUUGCGCAAGGAGGAAACGAAGUGACAUUUGAGGCAUUGAAAGAGUUUGUCAUGCAGCGCCAUGAUGCGGCAUGUGCAACGGCUGCCAAAGGCCUGGGGCUGAUAUGAGGUGGGCAUGGAGGUGUCGCAGAGCAAGCACAGGCACAAGUUCCUGGUGCGGCGGGCCUUUGAAGGCAUAACCGUGCCUUCUGACUGAACUUGAUCCUUGACGCAGCUGUCUGAUGGCAUGUGCACUAGACUUUUUGUUUGGCUAGUUUGGGUUGGC
Messenger RNA from Durusdinium trenchii, 3941 nucleotides. The record is from the annotation of a GenBank genome assembly. Lineage: Eukaryota; Dinophyceae; Suessiales; Symbiodiniaceae.